CAGUAUGUUAAAGAUUUGGGCCUCGACCCUAGUUGUUGGUCCACUCUCAGUCUAACGAAGAAUAGUGAAAUCCCCCGGCCACCACCAGCACGGCAACGUCAGAACAUGAGUCUUACCAUUCUAUUAUUCAACGACAUCGUUCGGAACAUGAGUAUUGUUGGGAAGGCUUUAAAAUGUUCCUUAGCCUCUUUUGGCUCUUUCUAAUAUCUCUCUGCCUUUGGAAAAAAGAAAAAAACGGCAUCAUUCGGUAGCCUGGUAUCAAAAUAGGCAAUUAAGAAGAAGCACUGUUCUUUCAAAGUCGGCAGCAAGCUCAAGCAAAAGAACUGAGAAUCUUUUCUAAUAAAAAGCAGUAUCCAAAUUAUGCUUCAUUGCAAGAUCUCCGUCCAAGAAACUCACUAUGACAUUCUAUCUGUAAAAGAAGAUGCGAGCUAUGAAGAAAUCCGUACAAGCUACAGAUUAUCCCUUCUUAAUCAUCAUCCUGAUAAACUGCAGAGCGCGCAUCGGACAUCUGAUCCUCAAGAUGAGUUAGGAGAUAGAUUUUUGAAAGUGCAGAAAGCUUGGAAAGUCCUUGGCGAUGCAAGAUCACGCGCAAUUUAUGAUAACGAGCUGCGAGCUUUGAGAAAAGAUUCAGGAGUUGCUGAAGAUGUCAGCUUAGAGGAUAUGAUGAUUGAAGAUGGAGGAGAAGCAUUGGAGCUCUUUUACCAGUGUCGCUGUGGCGACUAUUUCUCUGUUGAUUCUUUAGAGUUGGGGAAAAUGGGGUAUAUAUUGUUGAGGGAUGAAAAUAAGAUAUCAUUUGAAACAACAGAUGUUUCCCCAGCUUCAGUUCUUCUUCCUUGCGGUUCUUGUUCUUUACAAGUUCGUCUGUUAAUUAAUGCUGAUAUGAAGCUUCAAAUUGAUGACAAUCUGUAAUUUUUUCAUUUUCAUUAUGUUUUGGCAAUUUGGGCUAAUGAUAUUGCUUUCGCAUAA
Messenger RNA from Ricinus communis (castor bean), 966 nucleotides. Its product is annotated as DPH4 homolog. Gene Ontology annotation, cellular component: nucleus; cytosol. NCBI's taxonomy places the organism in Eukaryota, Viridiplantae, Streptophyta, Magnoliopsida, Malpighiales, Euphorbiaceae. Gene Ontology annotation, molecular function: metal ion binding. The record is from RefSeq and is a predicted model, not a curated record. The transcript is spliced from 2 exons. Gene Ontology annotation, biological process: protein histidyl modification to diphthamide; tRNA wobble uridine modification. Bases 361 to 909 code for a protein of 182 amino acids.